This is a messenger RNA of Acanthosepion pharaonis, 600 nucleotides long. The record is from the annotation of a GenBank genome assembly. NCBI's taxonomy places the organism in Eukaryota, Metazoa, Mollusca, Cephalopoda, Sepiida, Sepiidae.
AUGCUGUCUCUUCAAGCAAAUGUCGACCUUGUGUUCAUUUUUAUUAUUAGAAGUGAUGAAACAUGGCUGUAUUUGCCUACCUAUUCUUCUUUCUUCUUUUUCCUCCCCCCAACACCCUCUUCUCCAGCGUUUCUAAAUACUUUCUUUUUUCCCCUUCUUCUUCUUUUUUCCCCCCUCUUCUUCUUUCUUUCCCUUCUUUUUUCCCCUCUUUCUUUCUCUUUCUUUUUCCCCUCUUUCUUUCUCUUUCUUUUUUCCCGCUAUCUUUCUCUUUCUUUUUUCCCUCUAUCUUUUCCCCUCUUUCUUUCUCUUUCUUUUCCCCCUUUUCUUUCUCUUUCUUUUCCCCUUUUUCUUUCUCUUUCUUUUUUCCCCCUUUUCUCUUUCUUUUUCCCCUUUUCUUUCUCUUUCUUUUUCCCCCUCUUUCUUUCUCUUUCUUUUUCCCCCUCUUUCUUUCUCUUUCUUUUUUCCCCCUCUUUCUUUCUCUUUCUUUUUUCCCCCUCUUUCUUUCUCUUUCUUUUUUCCCCCUCUUUCUUUCUCUUUCUUUUUUCCCCCUCUUUCUUUCUCUUCCUUUCACUUCUUCUCCAGCUAUGUUAUUUAAUAUGA